Orussus abietinus is the source of this 1279-nucleotide messenger RNA. RefSeq names its product GTPase Era, mitochondrial. Gene Ontology annotation, cellular component: mitochondrial matrix. Lineage: Eukaryota; Metazoa; Arthropoda; Insecta; Hymenoptera; Orussidae. The record is from RefSeq and is a predicted model, not a curated record. The transcript is spliced from 5 exons. Gene Ontology annotation, molecular function: rRNA binding; GTP binding; ribosomal small subunit binding. Gene Ontology annotation, biological process: ribosomal small subunit assembly. The coding region runs from base 142 to 1212 and encodes 356 amino acids.
AAAGGACUACGUCGUAAACUGUUUUAAAAACGAAAACUUUUCGAAACGGCAUGUCAACUUCAAAAAUUAAGUAAAUGUAUGCGAUCUCUUUAUAGACACUAAUAGUUGUUGCGGCGAGUUUAAUAACGCAAGAGACAGAAGAUGACAUUUUCAUUGGUAAGAAGAAUAGUUAUUAAAGAGCGAGCUAAAUUUCCACGACGUUUGUAUACUUCCGAGGGAAGCAACCUCCCUACCUGGAAAGAAACGCCGGAUUGUCCUGUAAUAUCCACAGAAGACUUCCCAAACUUACGAAGGGAAGAAUUAGCUGGACAGAGAACUUUAAGGAUAGCGAUUUUGGGAUUGCCGAAUGCUGGAAAGAGUACUUUAGUUAAUCAGCUGGUUUUCCGUCCAGUAUGUGCCGCAUCGUCAAAAGUGCACACGACUCGUAUAAUGGCUGAUGCGAUUUACUGUCAAGAAAACACUCAGCUCGUAUUUAUCGAUACUCCAGGCCUGGUGACAAAAAACAAAUCGAACGAAUUCAAUUUAGAGAAGAGUUUUAGCACCCAUCCUGGAGAAUCGAUUAAGAGAGCAGAUAUCAUUGGGAUCAUGCAAGAUGCAUAUAACACAUUCAGUGGGUGCAAAAUAAAUUCGCAAAUCAUGGAGAUUUUAGAGCGAUCGAAAGCUAUACCGUCGAUACUUAUUUUGAAUAAGGUGGAUAUAAUAAAGAAGAAGGAGAUACUACUUAAGCUAGUUAAGUCACUGACCAGUAAGGAAGGCUGGCCACAUUUUAAGGAUAUCUUUAUGGUAUCUGCUUUAACUGGUGACGGUGUUGAAGAUUUAAGGACCUAUUUCCUUGAUUGUGCGAAGCCAAGAAACUGGGACUACGAACGUCACAUCUUUUCGAAUCAGUCAUUCGAGGAUUUAAUCGUGCAGACAGUUAAAGCUAAAUUAUUGGACAGUCUUCCGAACGAAUUACCUUAUAUACUCAAACCUGAAAUGGAGCACUUUACCAUCCGUCCUGAUGGUAGCAUUAGCUCGAUCGUCCUAAUCGAUUGUCCCUCGGACAGAAUUGCAAAACUUGUCUUAGGUAGAAGAGCGAUAAGAGUCAAGACUAUAGCCCAGGAAUGUGAACAGAACUUAUUAAAUGCGUUUCAGACUCCGGUAAAGAUAAAAUUAGACGUUAAAUUCAAAGGCUUCCUUCAAGUGUUCCCAGUAUGGACUCCAAGCUGCUAAAGAUGACAAUUGCCACUGUCCAAAAUACCAGGCAGCAAGCUAAAUGGAAAAUGGGAUUUAAUGAACC